Messenger RNA from Pan troglodytes (chimpanzee), 996 nucleotides. RefSeq names its product ubiquitin D (gene UBD). NCBI's taxonomy places the organism in Eukaryota, Metazoa, Chordata, Mammalia, Primates, Hominidae. Bases 301 to 741 code for a protein of 146 amino acids. The record is from RefSeq and is a predicted model, not a curated record. Gene Ontology annotation, molecular function: proteasome binding; protein binding. Gene Ontology annotation, cellular component: nucleus. Gene Ontology annotation, biological process: protein ubiquitination; positive regulation of apoptotic process; ubiquitin-dependent protein catabolic process. The transcript has 3 exons.
GUCUCUGGUUUCUGGCCCCUUGUCUGCAGAGAUGGCUCCCAAUGCUUCCUGCCUCUGUGAGAGCUUCACAAAACUCAUUCAUCUGAAGUUGUUAAUGAUCUAACACAUUACAUUAUAUAAGAAAAUAUGCACUACGGCGAGAACCUGGAAUUAAGGCAAUGCUUAACACAGAUCUUCCAGUGAAGAAAUGUCUGCAAUAUCUAGAUUGGGAAAAUAUUUCUGAAUGGAGUAUGAGGGAGGUCUUCUCAGGCUUUCAAGUGGCCAUUAGGGGUGCAUGUCCGUUCCGAGGAAUGGGAUUUAAUGACCUUUGAUGCCAACCCAGAUGACAGCGUGAAAAAAAUCAAAGAACAUGUCCGGUCUAAGACCAAGGUUCCUGUGCAGGACCAGGUUCUUUCGCUGGGCUCCAAGAUCUUAAAGCCACGGAGAAGCCUCUCAUCUUAUGGCAUUGACAAAGAGAAGACCAUCCACCUUACCCUGAAAGUGGUGAAGCCCGGUGAUGAGGAGCUGCCCUUGUUUCUUGUGGAGUCAGUUGAUGAGGGAAAGAGGCACCUCCUCCAGGUGCGAAGGUCCAGCUCAGUGGCACAAGUGAAAGCAAUGAUCGAGACUAAGACGGGUAUAAUCCCUGAGACCCAGAUUGUGACUUGCAAUGGAAAGAGACUGGAAGAUGGGAAGAUGAUGGCAGAUUACGGCAUCAGAAAGGGCAACUUACUCUUCCUGGCAUCUUAUUAUAUUGGAGGGUGACCACCCUGGGGAUGGGGUGUUGGCAGGGGUCAAUAAGCUUAUUUCUUUUAAUCUCUUACUCAACGAACACAUCUUCUGAUGAUUUCCCAAAAUUAAUGAGAAUGAGAUGAGUAGAGUAAGAUUUGGGUGGGAUGGGUAGGAUGAAGAAUAUUGCCCAACUCUAUGUUUCUUUGAUUCUAACACAGUUAAUUAAGUGACAUGAUCUUUAAUAAUGUAUUACUGAGACUAGUAAAUAAAUUUUUAAGGCAAAAUAGA